AUGCAAGAAAUUGGCAGUGAAAGAAGAAGGCAAGUACUGGAAGUUACAGGUACUAGUGCUUUUAAAAAACCAAAAGUUUUACCACCACAAAGUAGUAGAGGGCCUAUUGACUGUUAUUUUUCCCCUAGACCUGCUGUUUUGGGAAAAAAUAUGAGGCAAACUACCAUUGAUGAAAAUAGUCCAGCUAAAAAGGAGUUAAGGGAGCGUGCUUGUGUUGCCAUAGCACGAUGGAUGUAUGAUGUGGGAAUAGCUUUUAAUGCUGUGAAUUAUGAUAGCUUUGGGGAAAUGAUUCGAGCAAUUGGAAAUUAUGGGAAAGAAAUGAAACCUCCAAGUUUAAUGAGUGUAUUUAUUAAAUCAGUUGAUGCAAGUGAUGAAUCAAAAACAGCGGCAUUGUUGGCUAGUUUGAUUAAGAAAGAAUUGAUGGAAAUUGGUCUUGAAAAAGUAGUUCAAGUUGUUACAGAUAAUGCAUCAAAUAAUGUUGUAGCAGGGAGAAUAUUAGAAGCAAAUUUUUCUCAUCUAUACUGGACUCCAUGUGCAGCUCAUUGUAUAGAUUUGAUGUUGGAGGAUAUCUUUAAGAUCCGUGUUUUCAAAGAAACAUUUCGCAAAGCUGUUGAGCUUACUGGUUUCACAUAUGGCUCUUCAGGAAAAGCCAACAUUAGAAAAAUGUUUACUUCGGAAAGUUGGACAACUAGUAAAUGGGCUAAAGAGGUGAAAGGCAAAAAGUGUGAAAGGACGGUUUUGAGUCCUGCCUUCUGGAAUCAUGUUGUUUAUGCUCUUAAGGUUUCCGGUCCUCUUGUUCGUGUGCUUCAACUUGUUGAUAAUGGAAAAAAACCAGCUAUGAGAUAUAUUUAUGAAGCCAUGGAUAGGGCUAAAGAAGCCAUUGCCAACUCACUCAAUGGCAAUGAAGAGAAAUACAAGAGCAUUUUUGAGAUUAUUGAUGCGAGAUGGUCACUUCAAUUGCAUCGUCCUUUGCAUGCUGCUGGAUACUUUUUGAAUCCUGAAUUUUUUUAUCCAAAUAAGAUGAGAAUUGAAAUUGAUGAAGAGGUCAAUACAGGAUUGCUUUCAUGCAUUCAUAAAAUGGAAAAAAAUUCAGCAAAAGUUGAUAUGAUUCUUGAUGAAAUUGAGAAAUACAAGGCAGCUGCAAGGACCUUUGGUUUUCCUUCAGCUAUUAGAGGAAGAACAACCAAAUCUCCAGCUGCUUGGUGGAAAAGAUAUGGUUCUUCAACUCCAAACCUACAAAAGUUUGCGGUAAAGGUUCUGAGUCUCACAUGUAGUGCAAGUGGUUGCGAAAGAAAUUGGAGUGUAUUUGAGCAUCUUCAUAGUAAGAAAAGAAAUCGGCUAUUUCAAGAACGUUUAGACAAUUUGGUAUAUGUGAAGUACAAUAAAGCGUUGCUACGCCGACACACUUUUGGGGAUAUCACAACACCUAUUGAUUUGGCAAAUAUUGAUGAGAACAAUGAAUGGUUGCUUGGUGAAUUAGAAAAACGUGAUGGGGAUGAUGAUGAUGAUGAUUCUCUAGUUUUCAUGAAUGACGUAUUGACCUGGGGUGAUGUUGGUAGAGCAGCUGGAGUUUCUAAAUCUCGUUAUGAAUUGAGAUCGGCUGCAAGAUCAACACCACCAGUUGAAACUCCAUCAUUUCGAAGGCCUCGUGCAAUGAGAGGUGCAUCCUCUUCGCAAGUUGAUGAUGAUGAAGAGGAGGAAGAAUUUGUGAUGGCCGUUGUUGAAAAUGAAGAUGAUUUUGGAAAUCUUGAUGAUGAGUAG
Messenger RNA from Hevea brasiliensis (rubber tree), 1761 nucleotides. RefSeq lists its product as uncharacterized. Gene Ontology annotation, molecular function: protein dimerization activity. Lineage: Eukaryota; Viridiplantae; Streptophyta; Magnoliopsida; Malpighiales; Euphorbiaceae. The coding region runs from base 1 to 1761 and encodes 586 amino acids. The transcript has 6 exons. The record is from RefSeq and is a predicted model, not a curated record.